This is a messenger RNA of Aspergillus vadensis CBS 113365, 682 nucleotides long. RefSeq lists its product as uncharacterized. The coding region runs from base 89 to 442 and encodes 117 amino acids. The transcript has 2 exons. Lineage: Eukaryota; Fungi; Ascomycota; Eurotiomycetes; Eurotiales; Aspergillaceae. The record is from RefSeq and is a predicted model, not a curated record.
UCUCACCACAUCUCACCCAUCUACCAGAGACACCACCUCACAGCACCUACAAAUCCUAAACCCCAGUCCUAUACACCUACAAGGAAACAUGUCCCCCCAAAUCCCCCAAUAUCUAUUCGCCCUCCAAUCCCUCCCCCUCCUCGGCAGCGGCCUCUACACCCUCCUUUUCCCCGCCUCCGCUGCGCAAUCACCGUACCUGCCGCUACGGGGUGUCAGCGUAGGGACUAUCCAAGCGAUGAGUCUUUCAUCCUUGACACUGGGCACUUUCUAUGCUCUCGUCGCCUAUCAGAAUAACUUCCCGAUGAUGGUGGCUACGAUUCCGACACGGUUUCUGGCUGCGGUGGUGUUUUAUCAGACGGGCGAGGAGGCGUGGAAACGGGUCGCGCCGUUUGAGGCGGUGAUGGGGGUUGUGACUGGUUUGGGGCUGUGGUUUUGGGGGUAGUUGGGGGAUAGUACUAGGCUGUACAGGUUAUGUAUAGUGGGUCAGUCGAUUGCUUCCAAUGCUCGUAUAGUAAUCCUUUGGUAUUUUCCUAAACUGUUGUCGAAGGUCUUCGAAGUGCAUAAGAGGAAAUGAUUAUAGAAAAACAAACUAAGGGGGAGAGUGAGUUGCUAAUGAUAAAUAGUAUUAUGAGCUUAGUACCUGAGUUGCUGCUACAUAAACGGCAUGUCUGAUAUUACGCAU